AUGGGUUGGAAAACUGAUUUUGGUCCGAGUAAAGAAGAUGGUGAGAGCUUGAGCUUCUUCAAGGUUUUCCAGGGUGAUGACUUAUCCUCCGAAAGCAAGAGAGCGUUUCCUUACAACUUCAUAAGUAAAGUCUCUCAAGAGGAGAUCUCCCGUAAUAUGGUGAUACGAACGCAAUGGGGAAGCUCAUGGGAAGUGGGAAUCUGCAAGAACGCAAGGUUCUACUACAUGGACAGGCGUGGAUGGAGCCAGUUUGUGAGCGACAACGCCUUGGGACAAAACGAGUAUGUUACCUUCACUCACAAAGGCAACAUGUGCUUUCAUGUCAGCAUCUUCGGGAAGAAUGACAAGGAGAUUAUCACACCUCGAGAUCCCCGGACAAUGGCUUAUCUUAGUGGGAUCAAGAAAGAACAAGGGGAGAGCAGCAACAAAGCUUUGAAGGAGGAAGAGGAAACAGGUGAAUCCAUGGGAGUAGUUGAGCUCAAUGUCAGAAAGAAGAAAGCUAAGGAGGAACCCGAGACAUCCAAGAAGAAGAAGAUCAAGGGCGAUAAAGUGGAGCCUACUGUUCCACAAUUCGAAGUCAUCCUAUUGAAAUCAUACCUCGCACACCUGCCAAUCCCAAGUUACUUUAUUCGCCAGAAUCAUAUCCCGAAUAAGUCUACGACAUUCACGAUUCAUCACGAGAACGGGAACGGUUCAUGGGAGGUGUCUUGCUUGGUGAAGAAGACUUAUGCAACCACCCUCUCAGCUGGAUGGUCGAAAUUGGCACGACAGUACCCUUUAUCGAUCGGCGACGUUUGUACCUUCCAGCUCAUCAAACCGACCGAGUUUCGCCUUGUUGUCGGCCAGUGA
Thlaspi arvense is the source of this 849-nucleotide messenger RNA. Lineage: Eukaryota; Viridiplantae; Streptophyta; Magnoliopsida; Brassicales; Brassicaceae. The record is from the annotation of a GenBank genome assembly.